UGAGGUCGCGUUCUCCUGUGUGCGCCGUGGAUCUUGCGGUUUCGUCUCUCCAUCUCGAUCUCGAGCUUAGGGUUUCGCGAUCCGCGAUCGAAAUGGACGCUUUGGACUCCGUGGUCGAUCCCCUGCGGGAGUUCGCCAAGGACAGCCUUCGCCUCGUCAAACGGUGCCACAAGCCCGACCGCAAGGAGUUCACGAAGGUGGCGGUACGCACGGCGAUCGGGUUCGUGGUGAUGGGAUUCGUUGGGUUCUUCGUCAAGCUGAUCUUUAUCCCGAUCAACAACAUUAUCGUCGGUUCCGGUUAGGUAAUACGAUGUAAACCCUUCCGGUUCCGAUGUUUCUGAUUUAGGAGAUGGUUUUCGUGCGGUUGGGUGAUUAUCAUAGUUCAGAUCGCGAAUACGACAAAUUGAGAAAUUGUAGUUGCAAUGCAUGAAAAAAAAGGGAUUAUAUUUGUGGUUGA
This is a messenger RNA of Musa acuminata AAA Group (dessert banana), 457 nucleotides long. RefSeq names its product protein transport protein Sec61 subunit gamma-like. Gene Ontology annotation, molecular function: transmembrane protein transporter activity. The transcript has 2 exons. The record is from RefSeq and is a predicted model, not a curated record. Gene Ontology annotation, biological process: protein targeting; post-translational protein targeting to membrane, translocation. The coding region runs from base 93 to 302 and encodes 69 amino acids. Lineage: Eukaryota; Viridiplantae; Streptophyta; Magnoliopsida; Zingiberales; Musaceae. Gene Ontology annotation, cellular component: Ssh1 translocon complex; membrane.